UCUGUUGGUUUCUUUUUUGGAGAAUAAUGGAGAAUAAAAGAAGAACACCUAAUUUCUCGAAGUACGAGAUAGAUGUACUUCUUGAACUGGUGGGUGCAAAUGCAUCCGUUCUUGAAAAUAAGAAAACCGACGGCUGCAGCUUAAAAGAAAAACAGGCAAUGUGGUCCCAUGUGGAGGCGCAAUUUAAUUCUACUCCUGGUGUGACAAAAAGAUCCUGUGACAGGCUGAAAACCUGUUAUGAAAAUAUGAAAAGAAGACUUCGAAAAGACCUUGCAGAAGAAAAGGUGGAAGUGUAUAAAACAGGUGGGGGGAAGCCUACCCAAAAAACCACGAUCCAUGAUCGGGCUAAACUAUUAGAAAUUGUUGGUUCCUCAAUGAAACCGUUAACAAAUGCAUAUGAUUCCGAUGCACAGUUCAGCAUGAUUGUGGAUGUUGUAAACAUGGAGAGCAGUGAAGUGCAGUGCAGUUCCACAACAACUCCACUGUGGAGUGUCUCUCGCACACUGCACAGCGCCGUCGGAGGCAGCCGCCUGUGCCGUGUUGCCCUCCCUCCGCCUCACUUCGCGCUGUUGCCUGAAAUGAAACAAGGGGUCACAAAGCGAACUGCACUGCGCCGGUCCACACUGUAUCACUACGGUCACUAUGACGGCCGGGCCAUUCGCCUGCCGCACCUGUCAGAGGCGCUAAAAUAA
This is a messenger RNA of Schistocerca nitens (vagrant locust), 692 nucleotides long. RefSeq lists its product as uncharacterized. The record is from RefSeq and is a predicted model, not a curated record. NCBI's taxonomy places the organism in Eukaryota, Metazoa, Arthropoda, Insecta, Orthoptera, Acrididae. The transcript is spliced from 3 exons. The coding region runs from base 27 to 692 and encodes 221 amino acids.